Messenger RNA from Cavenderia fasciculata, 1716 nucleotides. RefSeq lists its product as uncharacterized. The transcript has 3 exons. Gene Ontology annotation, molecular function: ATP binding; ATP-dependent protein folding chaperone. Lineage: Eukaryota; Evosea; Eumycetozoa; Acytosteliales; Cavenderiaceae. The coding region runs from base 1 to 1716 and encodes 571 amino acids. The record is from RefSeq and is a predicted model, not a curated record.
AUGUCAAGUCUUAUACCUCCACAUAAAAAAGUAUUAGUAUCAAUUGAUUUUGGUACGAGUUGUAGUGGCUAUGCAUACGCAUUUAUUACAGAAAAGGAUGUUGAUAUCUAUGUACAUGACUCUUGGGCUGGAGGAGGGUCAAACAGCUUAAAGACAUUGACUCUUAUAUCAAUCGAUCAGGCAGGCAAGUUGGCAAGAUUCGGUUAUGAUGCUCGUGAAGAUCAUGGCAAUGCUAUCUUUUCAAACUUCAAGAUGGUGCUCUUUGACUCGGCGACAAGAGAAAAGACAAUGGUCAAAGCUGACAAUUGUGAUCAGACUGCAUCAGUAGAAUCUCUCAUCACAGAGACACUCAAGUUCUUUAAACAAACAAGUUUGGAGAGAAUCAACAACGGUAACACCAACGCAGUCGAACCAAGUCAAGUACAAUGGGUCAUUACAGUACCUGCAAUCUGGGAUGACGCUGCCAAACAAAUCAUGCGUAGAUGUGCUAUCAAUGCUGGUUUAUGUACAACUGCUGAUGAUAAAGAAUCAUUAAUACUUGCAUAUGAACCAGAGAGUGGAGCAAUGGACUGUAUCUUUGAAAAAACAAACAACUAUCAUGUAGCUGUUGGUCAAAAUGUUCUUGUUUUUGAUAUUGGUGGUGGAACUGCUGAUUUUACUGUCUAUAAACAAUUAGAAGAUGGAAAGAUUGAAGUAAUUGUUAGACCAUUUGGUGGAAACUAUGGAUCAACCUAUUGUAACCAAAACUUUAAGAAAUUCAUGUUGGAAUUACUUGGUGAUGAAGUUACACAAGAUAUGAUUGACAGUUCUGACUUUAUGACAUUGAUGGACAAGUUUGAAAGUGCUAAAAAAUCAAUGUCUGAUAGUUCAUGUAAUGACGGAAAGUCAAGAUACAUUUCCUUUAAUCCACGUGUAUUUGACAAGAAUAUCGAAUGGCUGAACCAACGAAUUCAAAAGUAUAAUGUCGCCAACACUGCCAACAUCGAAUACAAGAGAUCGGGACAUCUUGUCAUUCCCAUGGAAUCAUUUAUGACCUUUUUGCAACCAUUAUUCAACAAAAUAGUAGAUUGCGUCAAGACUCAAAUGCUACAAUGUGAUAGUAUCAAGAAACCAAAUUUCAUCUUUAUGAUUGGUGGUUUCAGUGAAAACUACUUUCUACAAGAAUUGGUAAAGAAAGAGUUUGCAUACACUGGUGCCAAAAUCAUCGUUCCAACCAGACCAUCAUUGUCUGUCGUCAAGGGUGCAUGUAGAUUCGGUCUCCGUCCAUCUGUCAUUACCAAACGUACAUUGCAAAGAACAUAUGCUGUCAAUACGUCAACCUCCUAUAAUCUAGAAGAACAUUCGGGGAGAAAACAACAUCUUGUAGAUGGGAUACCAUAUGUAUAUAAUAUCUGCGAUUCAUUUGUUUGUGCUGGACAGUCGGUUGGCAUUGAUGAAAUAAUAACUCGAACCUACUGGCCACUUAGAUUAUCCCAAACUACUCUCGCCAUUGAUAUUUACUCAUCGCUCUUGUCUGAUAUAAAAUACACAACCGACCCUGGAAUUUCCUUUGCCGCCGAAUUAUUAAUUCCACUCCCUCCAGGUGACACUAAAGAUGAGAAAUCGGUUAUUGUCUCAAUGAAGUUUGGUGCCACCGAAAUAUUUGUUACCGUCGUUCAAACUAAAACCCUUGAAAAAGUAGAAGCUACAAUAGACUUUACAAUCAACCGAGCUUGA